Thermochaetoides thermophila DSM 1495 is the source of this 1494-nucleotide messenger RNA. RefSeq lists its product as uncharacterized. Gene Ontology annotation, cellular component: dynactin complex; cytoplasm. Bases 1 to 1494 code for a protein of 497 amino acids. Lineage: Eukaryota; Fungi; Ascomycota; Sordariomycetes; Sordariales; Chaetomiaceae. Gene Ontology annotation, biological process: mitotic spindle organization. The record is from RefSeq and is a predicted model, not a curated record. The transcript is spliced from 4 exons.
AUGGAAGACGCGUCUUGCCUGUGCAUCCGUGGCGCUAAAACUGUGGGUCUUAGAAACCGUGUGUAUGGAACCCACAACGCCAAGCCCCUUGUCGCUCCAGUCAGCUGCUUGGCGGCUGUCGCCCACGCUGCCAGGUGGUGCUGUAUUAUAGCAAUGGCUACCAACCGGAAAUAUGCUGCCCUUCCAGACCUGGACUCGGCUCCAGAUGUCUAUGAAACGCCAGAACUGACCGAUGACCAUUCGACAAUUCCUCCCACAACAGUCCAGUCUCCAUCCGACGAUGAGUACGACGAGGACGAAGAUACCAGCGGCAUCUCGCGGUCGCGCCUGCGGAUAGAUGAGGCUCGAUCGCGGUUCAUGCCCGCUGUUGUGGAUGCCAGCAACGUGGAUUUCUCAGAGAGACUCACCAGCAAACGGAAGUCAUACAAGACCACCAGUCGACGCCGCCGUAUUCUUGAAGACGGGACCGAAGAAUUAGGGGACUUGAGCGAUGAGGAUGGGACCGUGAGCUUAGCCCGGAGGAUUGCGCGGCUGAAGCGCGAGAUCGAAGAGGCCAGGCAGGAAUAUGAGAAACAAAAGAAUGCGGCCGCGACUACAGCAGAGGAAGGGAAAGGGGUGUUACCUGUUGAAGUAGAAGACCAGAUCGACUCCCUCAGCAAAGCCCUCGACGAAAUCUCCAAGCUCGAAGAACCCCUCUCGCCACCGGGUACCAUUCUCCCGGCCCCGAAGCCCCCAGCACCCAGCACCACCGACGAAGGAACAGUAACCGCUACAGUCACCACGGGCACCACCUACACAAUAACCUAUUCCCCGACCUACGACCAAACCCACGCACUCGCUAAAGCAGCCGACUUCGACAGGCGCCUCCUCAUCCUUGAGCGUGCCCUCGGCAUCGGCUCCGUCGACGUCCCGGGCCUAACUCCUGACAAUCUCCCGCGCGCCAUCAUCCCCCUUCUCGAACAACUCCACAAGCAGAUCACCACCCUCUCCGAAGCCUCCGUCCCCACGCUAGACGGCAUCACCCGGCGCGUGCGCACCCUCACACAAGAAACCGAGAACUUGGAAAAAGCCCGGCGCAGCGCCAAGGCCACACAGGAGGCCAUCGCUUCCGCCGGCGGCAACGCCGCCGCCGCGGGAACAGGCACCGAGGGUGCAGGCGUAUCUCCCGAAACCGCAGAGCAAAUGGCCAAGAUCAACGCAUUGUAUGGCACCCUGCCUACAAUCGAGAGCCUCGCGCCACUCCUUCCCCCCUUGCUAGACCGCCUGCGCUCGCUGCGUAUGAUCCACGCCGAGGCAGCCACUGCGGCCGAGACUCUGGCACGGAUCGAGAAGAGGCAGGCAGAGAUGGCAGCAGAGAUUCAGCAAUGGAGGGAAGGGCUGGAGAAGGUGGAGGCGGCGGUACGGGAGGGGGAUGCGACGAUGAGCAAGAAUGUUGGGGUCAUGGAGGGCUGGGUCAAGGCGCUAGAGGAGAGCAUGGCGAAGUUGUCGGGUUGA